AGUAGCUGGAGGAUCUAGCCAGUACAAUAAGACAGAAAAAGAUACAAAGCAUAUUAGCAUUGUAAUCCAAGGGAAGAAUUUUCUAGUGCUCUAUUAUGAGAAUCAUAAUAUAAUAAAUAAUUAUAAAAUUAGAAUUUGCAGAGAUUUUAACCUAGGCUGCUAGACUAAGGGUUCAUAUUUUUAAUUACCUUAACAUGUCCUUUUAAGUAAUAUUCAAAGGCAAUUCAGGCUUUAAAUAUUUGUCUGUGACACAUUUUCAGACUCAUGCUACUAAGGCUGGAGGAAAUACUCUGAGUAUUCUCCACAGAUAUAGAAGUUCAGAGGACCCUGACAUGGCCCGGAAGCACCUCGUCUCCAGCGAUGAUACCUGUGAGACUGCGUGGCUGACGGCCGGGAUAGGAGAAGGCCCAGUGCCCAAAAUCUCGGUGGGCGAUGCUUGAGUGUGGCCUGCACCAUGGCCACCUCUGCUGCCUUCUCGGAGCAUUUCGAGAAACUUUACCAGAUCUUCCGCUGCCUCCAUGAAGACCUGCAAGGGGUGCCAGAGCAGCUCCUGGGGACAGCAGGGGCAGAAGAAAAGAAAAAGCUGAUCAGAGAUUUUGAUGAAAAGCAACAGGAAGCAAAUGAAAUGUUGGCAGAGAUGGAAGAGGAACGACAUUAUGCACCUCUGUCUUUCUGUAACCCUAUGAUGUCUAAGCUUGGAACCUACUGGAAAGACCUUGCUAUACUCCAUCGGGAAGUGAGAAGCACACCUUUGACAGCCACACCUGGGGGCCGAGGAGACAUGAAAUAUGGUACAUACGCUGUAGAGAAUGAGCAUAUGAAUCAGCUACAGUCUCAAAGGGCAUUGCUUCUGCAAGGCACUGACAGCCUGAACCAGGCCACCCAGAGUACUGAGUGUUCUUAUUGGAUUGCCACAGAGACUGACUAGAUUGGCUCAGAAAUCAUAGAAGAGCUGGGUGAGCAAUGUGAUCCAUUGGAACGUACUAAGAGUAGGUUUGUAAACACAAGUGAAAACUUGAGCGAAAGUCGAAAGAUUCUCCGUUCAAUGUCCAGAAAAGUGACAACCAACAAGCUGCUACUUUCCAUCGUCAUCUUACUGGACCUGACCAUCCUAGUGGGUCUGGUUUAUUGCAAGUUCUUUCACAGGCAUUGAACUUCCUAGAGGGAAGGGUUUGUGGACCAGAACUUUGACCCUGUGAAUGAAUGGUGUUAGGGAUGGGGAAUAAGUGUAGUGCUGCUGUAAGGUAAUGGUUCAAGGAUGCACUGUGUAGCUAGACUGGGAGGAGGGAGGGAAGAUGGAAAACCACCUAACUGUGAAGGAACAGCAACAAGACCAGUAUGAUAUACCAAGGUAAAGAAAAAAAAAAGAAGAAGAAGUUCAUUAAUCCUCCAUUAGUACACAAACACACACAUAGAUACAAUGUCCACAAAUAUACAAAUAAA
Panthera uncia (snow leopard) is the source of this 1443-nucleotide messenger RNA. RefSeq names its product vesicle transport through interaction with t-SNAREs homolog 1B-like. The record is from RefSeq and is a predicted model, not a curated record. Gene Ontology annotation, biological process: vesicle-mediated transport; intracellular protein transport. Gene Ontology annotation, cellular component: membrane. The coding region runs from base 455 to 928 and encodes 157 amino acids. The transcript has a single exon. NCBI's taxonomy places the organism in Eukaryota, Metazoa, Chordata, Mammalia, Carnivora, Felidae.